Messenger RNA from Trichomycterus rosablanca, 4564 nucleotides. RefSeq names its product MAU2 sister chromatid cohesion factor (gene mau2). The transcript is spliced from 19 exons. Gene Ontology annotation, biological process: maintenance of mitotic sister chromatid cohesion; mitotic sister chromatid cohesion. Bases 1 to 1797 code for a protein of 598 amino acids. Gene Ontology annotation, molecular function: double-stranded DNA binding; protein binding. The record is from RefSeq and is a predicted model, not a curated record. Lineage: Eukaryota; Metazoa; Chordata; Actinopteri; Siluriformes; Trichomycteridae. Gene Ontology annotation, cellular component: SMC loading complex; chromatin.
AUGGCGGCUGGUGGAGAGGCCCCGGACUCCUGGUAUCUGGCUCUGCUCGGGUUCGCUGAACAUUUCCGCACUUCGAGUCCUCCUAAAAUCCGGCUAUGUGUGCACUGUCUCCAGGCUGUGUUUCAGUUCAAGCCACCGCAAAGAGUGGAGGCCCGGACUCACCUUCAGCUCGGCUCGGUGCUCUAUCACCACACCAAGAACAGCGAGCUCGCCCGCAGCCAUCUGGAGAAAGCGUGGUGCAUCUCCCAACAAAUCCCCCAGUUUGAAGAUGUUAAAUUUGAGGCUGCCAGUCUUCUCUCAGAGCUCUACUGCCAACAGAACUUGGUCGACUCUGCUAAGCCACUUUUACGCAAAGCCAUUCAGAUCUCCCAGCAGACUCCUUACUGGCACUGCAGAUUGUUGUUUCAGCUAGCACAACUGCACACACUAGAAAAGGACUUGGUGUCUGCAUGUGACCUGUUGGGUGUAGGAGCAGAAUAUGCCAGAGUUGUUGGAUCAGAAUAUACCAGAGCCCUGUUUCUUUUGAGUAAAGGAAUGUUGCUUCUAAUGGAGCGUAAGCUGCAGGAAGUGCAUCCUUUGCUCACGUUGUGUGGGCAGAUUGUGGAGAACUGGCAGGGAAACCCCAUUCAGAAGGAAUCUCUUCGAGUCUUUUUCCUGGUGCUGCAGGUCACACACUAUCUGGAUGCAGGACAGGUGAAGAGUGUAAAGCCAUGCUUGAAGCAGCUGCAGCAGUGUAUCCAGACAAUCUCAACACUUCACGACGACGAGAUUCUGCCCAGCAACCCUGCUGACCUCUUUCACUGGCUGCCUAAGGAGCAUAUGUGUGUGCUUGUCUACUUGGUGACUGUCAUGCACUCCAUGCAGGCUGGUUAUCUGGAGAAGGCACAGAAGUACACAGACAAAGCUCUUAUGCAACUAGAGAAAUUAAAGAUGUUGGACUGCAGUCCCAUCCUGUCCUCAUUCCAAGUCAUCCUGCUAGAGCACAUCAUCAUGUGCCGCCUGGUUACAGGCCACAAGGCGACAGCGUUGCAGGAGAUCUCUCAGGUGUGCCAGUUGUGCCAGCAAUCACCUCGCCUGUUCUCUAACCAUGCUGCUCAGCUCCAUACUUUAUUAGGGUUGUACUGUAUUUCAGUAAACUGUAUGGACAAUGCAGAGGCACAGUUCACUACGGCAUUGCGGCUUACUACACACCAGGAGCUGUGGACCUUCAUCGUAACUAACCUGGCCAGCGUCUACAUCAGAGAGGGCAACCGGCACCAAGAGCUUUAUAGUUUGCUAGAGAGGAUAAACCCAGACCACAACUUCCCUGUGAGUUCUCACUGUCUGCGAGCUGCAGCCUUUUAUAUUCGUGGACUUCUUUCCUUCUUCCAGGGACGCUACAACGAGGCCAAGCGCUUUUUGCGUGAGACAUUGAAGAUGUCAAAUGCUGAGGAUCUGAAUCGCCUGACUGCCUGUUCACUUGUUCUUCUUGGACACAUAUUCUAUGUUCUUGGAAACCACAGGGAAAGCAACAACAUGGUGGUACCAGCAAUGCAGUUGGCUAGCAAGAUUCCUGACAUGUCUGUUCAGCUCUGGUCCUCUGCACUGCUCAAAGAUUUAAACAAGGCCUGUGGGAACACGAUGGACGCACAUGAAGCAGCGCAGAUGCACCAGAACUUCUCCCAGCAGCUUCUACAGGACCACAUAGCUGCCUGCAGCCUGCCUGAACACAACCUCAUCAGUUGGACAGAUGGACCUCCUCCAGUGCAAAUCCAAGCUCAGAAUGGACCCACAACUAGUUUGGCCAGCCUGCUUUAAAUAUACAACACACUUAACUCACUGAUAGAUACACACACACUUUCUCACUCACUGUGAGCACAUGCAUUGUACAUACAGGUCAGCCUCCUCUGAGCCCAAAUAAAACACAGUUUUACACACAUACACACACACUUAAAAGGAAAGAGGACUGCCCUGCCUUUGUCAUGCAGAUUUUAUCUUGUAUUGUUCAGAUUUUAACUUAUUCUUAUUGAACUUGUAUGAUGUUGGGGAAGUGAGAUUUCAUUAAGACUUGGGGAAUAAGUUGGGACACAAGUCACUAUGGGCACUGUACGUCCGAUUUAGUACUUGCUCUUGAGGAGAGGCUUUACUGGACUUCGAUUAAGACUUCGGAAGCUGCGUAGAUCACAUGCCAUGUCUAUGUAGAAAAUAUUUUUAUUGGUUAUUUGACUACCAGGCAGAAGAAUUUAAGGCUUUUGUUGGUUAUUACCUGUUGAAGCUACUAGUAAAGCUAUUCCUUUAUAUUGGUAGGAAUUUUAAUUUAGUCCAGUUCUGCCAAGUGUGUAUGCUCCAUGUACAAACCUGACUGGAAAAUACAGUUUGGGGUGUGUUUUCUUUAACAUGUCAUGAUUAUUAACCUUUUACAUUAAUUUAAUUUCAAUACAGCAUCCAUGUCAUUAAAAUAAAACAUACGCCUCUUUUCCACUAGACAGUGUGGUGCAGAAUGGUGUGAUAAACUUUUUGUCAGGGAUCAAAAGUAGAAAUGGGGAUGUAUUGGACAUUUAGUCUUAUUAACAAUAAAAAUACAAUAUAGAAAUUUAUGUGUAAUGUACCCACAUUUUUUUAUGUUUUGAUCUAUUUUUACCUUGCGGAAACACAGAAGUCAGCCUUUCCAAUUACAAGAAUCCCAAAUGGCAGCCAGUUCACUGCACCUUUGCACUAUGUAAGUUCUGUAAUUACACUGUGUAGGUUCAUACGCCAUUGCAGAUACAGGCACAUAUUUACAUGCUUGCAUUGCUGGCAGGCACAGUGUCCUGGGAACCAGGGAUUUAACCCUGCCCCAACCAUUAUCUGUAAGGAGUUCGGCAUUUUCUCAUGUCUGUGUGGGUUUUCUCCAGGGUGUAAUCUCAAUUUGCAUCCACCGCAUGCCAGAGCAUCAAUUAAUGAAAAUAAAUGAAAAUACUUUAUUAGGGUCAGUUGGAGCCCUUUGAGUUGACCAUUGCAGUGUAUUAUUUUACAAUUUCAUUUAAAAUAAGCCUUUUUGAAAGUAAUGUAAUUUUUGAGUUAAUACUAGUAUUUUUGAGUUUGGACUUAAGUAUGUCAUUUAUAGUGUAAUAAUGCCCAUUAUUUACCACCGCUCAACCUCCAAGGAUUUACACGACCAGAAAUGAACACACUUGCUGUAUCAUACUGUCUGGUGGAAAAGCAGCAAUACUGACUGGUGUGUUGGAUUUGCAUUAAAACUAUGGGGUGACUCAGUGGCAAAAGAGGGCUGUCAUACUGUGCUGGGCAGGAUGUCUUUGUGUAGCCAGCUAGUUAUUUAGUUAGAUCUAUAGUAAAGUAGUGCACAGCAGAGCUCAAACCAAAUCAGCUUUGUUUAUACAAAAAAUCCUUAGUAAAACACUUAGCCGUGUUCAGGGAUUAGUGUGAAAGCUGACAGCAUUGUCAGCAGUACAGAGGCAACCUAAUAUAGUUUGUGUCUAACAAAAACAGCUUGUAUAGGCAGCUAAGUCAGAGAUGAUAGGAGAACGUGGUCGAUCAGGAUGAGUCUUUAAUGCUUUCUAAACCACAUCUAGGUAUUGUUUCUGGAUUUCUUAUAUUUUUUUUUUUUUUGUCCUAUUUAGUUGCUUAUUUUUUUAUUUGUAUCUAAAACAUGUAACUAAAUACAUAGUAAUCUUUUACACUUCAUGUCUUGUGUCUUGGGUUUAUGUAUAGAAUGUCUUUAUUUUGAACACUGCAAAUGUUUUAGCAGUAUUUAAUUUUAUUACCAGUGACGGACAACUUUUUGCCGACAUGGUUUCAAGACAGACCUCUGAUUUGUUUUUGUAUUUUUUCAUGUUUCAUAUUACAUCUCACCUACAAGCACCAGCAGCAUUUUUAUCCUCACUGGUUAUUCAUUAGCUGGUAGCCUUUUUUUAAAAACAGCAGUAUGUAACUUUUGGCUGAAAUUAUUUGGUGCCAUAAGCAAACCCCACAACCACCAACCAGAAAAAAUUGAUACUAAUUUGGUCCAGACAGAUGUAGCUUUAGGUUAGCAUUCUUGCUUUUCUGAGGGAAGUCGUUGCAGCACAUUUCUAAGAAAGAAGAAUGGCACUUAAUUUGUGUUCAACAAAAAAGUUACCUAUUGCAGCUUUAAAAUUGCGUUGUAACAUGACAAAUUAGUUGUUAAUGCUGUUGAACAGAGAAAUAGUUGUUUUUUGUUAAACGUGUAUAAUUUAUAACCAACAGGGGGCGCAAUUGAAGAGGCUACCAGUUAUUUAGCCACAAUUAUCCAAGCACCGUAUUCACUACGCAUCCAGAGUUGAACUUGAAUGUUAAGGAUCAUAGACUUCUAAUGCAAUCUACAUUAAUGGUUACGAUUCUGUGUUUUUCCUUUUCCAGAUUCUUUUGUAAUAUUCUGUUAAAUCUUCUUAAUAUGAACCCAAAUCUUUCUUCCAAUGCAAGACAUUUUUGUACUGGUUUACUGGUUUGUCACUGGUUCUCUUUCUUUUACCCUCUGUACAAAUCCUGUUGACCCCUUUCCCACUUAAGUAUUCACCCUUUUUUUCUGUAGUUUUAACAAAUAAAUUCGUUUAUUACAUUUUGUAAA